AUGCGUUUCUCCUUAGCAAGCGCGUUGCUCACACUCGUGCCCCUUGCGGCAGCAUGGCCUAAUGUCAUGGAGAUGGACAGGGCACUCAAGAAGCGUGAAGAGCCCCCGCCACGCAACCCCACCUUCAAGUCCGGGCGACCCAACACUGGAGCCUCAGGCCCAGCUUUGACAUUUAAUGCUAGGGACCAGCUCGUCAACGUUGGUUCCGGCAGCGGACAUGAGUUCCGAUCACCUCGAUCUGGCGAUAUCCGCGGACAGUGCCCUGGGUUGAAUGCUGCUGCGAACCACAAUUUUAUUCCCCGCAACGGUCUGGUUACUACCGCACAGACUAUUCAAGGCCUUGGAGAUGCUUACAGCAUGUCUCCUGACCUUGCUUUGUUAUUGGCAGUUGUUUCUACCGCACUUGCUGGAGACCCAGUCUCGAACCGCUGGUCUAUUGGCGGGAGGUUUACACCUACCAUCCCGAUCUUCCCAGCAAAUGGUAUUGCCGGAACACACAACCAAUACGAGGGAGAUGCCUCCAUCGUCCGAGGUGAUGCUUAUCUCAAUGGUGGCAGCGUUGGCGUAUUCCAGAUGCGAUCCUGGGAACACUUGUACCAGCUCGCGGAGGAGUACACAAUGGACGUGAUUGCUGCCCAGUCCGACUAUGUCACACGCUGGUCAAUCCUCAACAACCCUUACUACUUCUCGGCGCCCUUCUCUGGCUUAGUUGCACCCGCAGCGCACAACUUUGUCAUCAACUUCAUGUCCAACCACAGUGCCGAGAACCCAAGUGGCUUUCUCACCCGCGAAGUUCUGAAGAGCUUCUUCGGUGUCACUGGCGAUGCGCCCGGUCAGUUCGUCCACAACCGUGGCCAAGAGCGCAUUCCAGAGAACUGGUACAAGCGCCCAUUCAGUAACGCCUAUAAUAUUCCUAAUGUUCUCGUCGAUGUCCAGACUAACAAUCUGAUGUACCCAGGCAUCAUCCGAAUUGGAGGCAACACUGGUACCACGAACUCAUUUGCUGGAGUCGACCUCACAGACCUCACUGGCGGUGUUUUCAAUGUCGGCGACCUCGCUGAUGGCAACAAGGGCGCUUGCUUUUUGUUGCAGGCGUCUCUUGCUGGUCUUCCAGACAUCAGCAACCCUCUUCUUGGUGCAGUCGGCUCUGUGCUUGGCUGGGCUACCCAGCAGCUUGGCCCGCUCAGCUCCAAAUUUUCGUGCCCUCAGUUGGCUACCUUUGACAACCAGCUCUUCAAUAAAUUCCCUGGUGCUAGUUAUAAGGGCAGCGGCAACGCUUGA
Molecule: messenger RNA, 1281 nt
Organism: Didymella exigua CBS 183.55
Lineage: Eukaryota; Fungi; Ascomycota; Dothideomycetes; Pleosporales; Didymellaceae
Exons: 1
Coding region: 1-1281 (426 amino acids)
Molecular function (GO): peroxidase activity
Source: RefSeq, a predicted model, not a curated record